UAUUGUGGAUGGCCGAGGGUCUUUUGCAACAGCCGAGGGGGGGAAGCACUUUAGAAGAAGUUGGCCAUGAAUAUUUUAGUGAUUUAGCAUCAAGAUCUUUUUUCAACCUUCUCAUAAUGCUUAUGAAACUUCAUUUGUAAUGCACAAUCUGGUGCAUGAUUUAGCAACAUUCUAUGGUGAAAAGUUCUAUUUUAGAACCUUUGAAGUCAAGAAUGUACUCAAGCACGAUAUCAAAACUCGUCAUUUGUCGUAUGUUUUGCGCAACAAGGAUUCAGUCUCAAAGAUCCUGGAAGUAUGUGAUAGUUUAAAGCAUGCAAGGACAUUGCUGCAAGUCUAUUUGAAUACAUAUCAUGGAUUCUCAGAGGGAAUAGUCGUUCCUUGUGAGUUACUAGAACAAUUGAAGUGCUUACGAGUUUUGUCAUUUAAAUUUUGUUCAGAUGAUGAAAACUUGUUGCAUCGCUCAAUUGGUGAAUUGAUCCAUUUGCGUUAUUUGGAUCUUUCAUACACAUCCAUCGUGACUUUGCCCGAGUCUUUAAGUUGCUUGUACAAUUUACAAACCUUGAAGUUGAGAAAGUGUAGAAAACUUAAAAAGCUUCCUAGCAAGAUGCAAAAUCUUGUGAAUUUGCGUCAUCUUGAUGUUUCUGAAACUGGUUUGGAAGAGAUGCCAAAAAAGAUGAGCAAAUUAAAAGAUUUGCAAUUUUUAAGUGACUAUAUUGUGGGCAAACAUGAAGAGAAUGGGAUUGGAGAAUUGGGAGAGCUAGCACAUCUUCAUGGCUCAUUUUGUAUUGAGAAACUAGAGAAUGUUAAGAAUAGUGGUGAAGCAUCGAAUGCAAGGAUGGAUGAAAAAAUACACCUGAAUGCUUUGGAAUUGAGGUGGUCAUCAUUUGAAGAAAGUGAGGUUUGUGAUUCCCAAAGUGAAAAAGAUGUACUUGACAAAUUACGUCCUCACAAAGACUUGAAGGUACUAUGGAUAUUGGGUUACAGAGGUACGAUGUAUCCGGAUUGGGUAGGGCAGUCUUCGUACCACAACAUGACUGAGUUGGAGCUGAGUGGAUGCAGGAAUUGUUGGGUGCUUCCUUCACUUGGACAGUUACCCGCUCUAACGAGAUUGCUGAUUUCAGGUUGUGAUAAGCUGAAGAAGAUUGAUGACUCAUUCUAUAAGGGUGAUGGAACUCGUCAGCAUCAGGAGACACCCUUCCGAUCCCUUAAAUAUCUCAGUAUUAAAGGAAUGCCUUGCUUGGAGGAAUGGGAGUCAUAUGAAUGUGAUGAUGAUGAUGAUGCACCAUUUCCUCAACUUGAGACACUUGAGAUAUGGGAUUGUCCUAAGUUAAGAGGAGAUUUGCCCACUUUCCUUCCGUCUUUGAAAUCACUUUGGAUUUCAGUAUGCGAGCAGCUUGGUUGUUAUGUGCCAAGAGCUCCCAUCAUUCGCGAAUUAAGAAUAUAUGGCACACAGGAAGCAAGAUUGCGGGACCUACCACUUUCCAUGUUGGAGGAACUAUGGGUUAAUGGAGAGCAGCAGGUGGAGUAUGUGUUUGAGGCCAUGACCCACACCCAACCAACCUCUCUCAUAGAACUAAGGAUCUCAGAGUGCUCAUCAGCCAUAUCAUUUCCAGAGGAUUCUUUGCCCCCUUCAUUGAAAGAGCUGUACAUCAUGGAUUGCAAGAAUGUAGAAUUCCCAAUGCAACACCAACAACAUCACUCGCUACAGGGAUUAGAAAUAGACAACAGCUGUGAUUCGCUUACAUCCUUCGCAUUCCCAGCGUUCCCGAAUCUCAAUGAUCUGAGAAUAGAAAGAUGUGAAAAUUUGACAUCUCUGGAGCUGUCAGAGUCACAGUCCCUCCAAUACUUAUUCAUUUCAGAAUGCCCUAAGCUGGAGAACAUAAUAAGGCUGCCUGCCUCUGCAAGGGAACUCUACAUCUGGGAAUGUCCGAUGUUGGGUGAAGGCAUAGAGAGGAAGGACCCCCACAUUUGGCCAUCCAUUUCCCACAUCCCUGAAAUUUAUGUUGAUAGAAAAGAGAUUCGCAAUGACUCAACAUCUUAAAACAGGGACAUUGAAUGAUUCUUCUGGGACUUGUCAGUUUAAUGCAGUUCGGUUGUGCACCUCCAUUCUUCUACUUUUGCACCAUGCCUUGUCUGACACCCAAAUGGAAGGCCUUUCAUUACCUUUCUUCCUGUUGCUCCUGCUUGCUUGCCCGUGGCCUUUGUUGGAUUUGCUGAAUUCAUGGAAGACACCAUCCUCAUACAAAAUCAAAAGUAGAAGUAGAUGAUGUAGAACAGAAUUUCGCUAAGACCGAUAGAUCAAUCAAAAUGCAACAAGAGCACCUUCAAUGAUAAGGAUACAGUUGGAGCAGCCUGUCAAAAAUAGGCAGAAAGUGUACAAACUUGCAAUGUUAAAAGAAAAAAGAGUUUUCAUGUCUUCAUCAUUUCAUUCUAUUUUAGGAUAGCUGAUAUGAGUUAUUGUAUUUAUAAGAAAGAGAAAGCUUAGAAAGUGUGUAUCAAUUUCUGUCAUGCUAGGAUGUGAGAACAUCAAGAAAAAGCCAUGUGUGGCAUUUGAGAAAUUUGUUUUUGUAUUUGGCUUGAAUUGGUAUUUGUAACUUGAAUUUGUUUAUAGUGAAAAGUUCUACCAUUUGUUAUGGUGGAGACUGGAUGUAGAUCCCAUUUUGGGAUUGAACCAGGAUAUAUCGUGAUGUUCAUCUUCUCUAUUACAGCUUUCAUUCACAAUAUCA
Messenger RNA from Arachis duranensis, 2726 nucleotides. RefSeq names its product putative disease resistance protein At3g14460. The transcript has 4 exons. The record is from RefSeq and is a predicted model, not a curated record. Gene Ontology annotation, molecular function: protein binding. NCBI's taxonomy places the organism in Eukaryota, Viridiplantae, Streptophyta, Magnoliopsida, Fabales, Fabaceae. Bases 140 to 2041 code for a protein of 633 amino acids.